GAAAUAGUUUGCUCUUAAUAUAUGAGACAUACUUUAAAGUGUAGUUCAGUGUAAUCAGCUGUUUGGUUGCUAUCGGUAAAAGUCUUAUCGAUAAUUGUGUGUAGCUUGGCAUUUGAUUUGGCAGUUCAAUUUUUAAAUAUUUGCAGGUUUAUUACUGAAAAUGUCGCCACCAUCUGGUGAAUUCCGUUGCCGAGUUUGCCUUAAACAGGAUGAACUCCUGGUGGAUAUUUAUGAGAUCGUAGAAGAGAUGCAGGUAGACCUGUGCACCUUGUUGGAAACGUGUGGCGGCAUAAAGGUAGACCGCAGAAAUGUACAGCCAAUGUAUUUAUGCCAGGAGUGCACCAACGAGCUUCUCAUCGCCGCAAAGUUUCGCAAAAAGUGCGAGGAUUCGGAGAAGUUGCGCGAUAUGGCUCGCGAGAUAAGCAUGGACACGGCAGAACGCCUAGCUUCGGAGGAAAUAAUUAUUAUUGAUCCCAGCGACUAUAUUGAACAGUUCUUCGCUGUGGAGGAUCCCGAAAAUGAACCUAUUGGAGUUGCACGCUGGAACUGCCAGCAUUGUGGCGCUGGUUUCCAGCAAUCGGAAGCACUGCGUCGGCACAUCCAAAAAGUCCAUGCUUCAAUAACUAUUAUUGACUGUAGGGAUUGCAGGCGGAUCUUUACGAAAGUGGGUUGCUACCAGGUCCACAAUUGCUCUCAUGCCAAGUCACUCAAACGUAAGCACAAGUGCCUGGAGUGCGGUAAGUGCCUUCAAUCCGCCUCUAGUCUGGCAAGCCACAUUCGCCUGCACACCGACGAAAGGGCCUUCACCUGCGAUCAGUGCGCCAAGGCCUUCAGGACCAAUGGAGCAUUGCAGGCUCAUCUGAGGCGCCACAAGCAGGUCAUGCAGCACAAGUGUCCGCACUGCGGACGUGGAUUUGUAGAAUCCAGCAACCUGCGACGCCAUAUAGUUGCCAGGCACACGGAGGAACGUCCGCAUCUUUGCAACUUCUGUCAGCGCAGUUUCUCCAGGGUCUACAUGCUGGAGCUGCAUCUUCGUACACACACUGGCGAAAGACCCUACGCCUGCCAGCAUUGUGAAAAACGUUUUGCCCAGCUGGGAGUCCUCAAGAGUCACGAGCGGAUCCAUACCGGUGAACGCCUGCACCGCUGCCAAGUGUGCGAAAAAACUUUUACGCGGGCGGGACAGCUCCGAAAGCACGCGUUGCGUCAUGAAACCGGACAGUGAUAAGUUGCAGAUCGCCGCUUUGGGCCAAUGAACUCUGAUCGCGGUCAAGGUAACAGAUAUCAGCAGCCCUAUCAGUGACUUCGGCAGCUUCUUUCAAUGCCAAGGUGAGGCUUACAGCCCACAGCGAUUUGUUUUGCAAAGUCCAAGGCUCUUCUUACAUCGGAUAAAGAUCAGGACAACGACUGCUACAGUGGCUAUCACUAAGUUGCCUUCCUGCUUAAAUGAAAUUUCGCAGAGCAGCUGUAUGAAAAUCAGUUAUGCUUAAGAAAUCCUAAGCCCAGAAAGAAAGAA
Drosophila sechellia is the source of this 1516-nucleotide messenger RNA. RefSeq names its product gastrula zinc finger protein XlCGF7.1. Lineage: Eukaryota; Metazoa; Arthropoda; Insecta; Diptera; Drosophilidae. The transcript has 2 exons. The record is from RefSeq and is a predicted model, not a curated record. Gene Ontology annotation, biological process: regulation of transcription by RNA polymerase II. Gene Ontology annotation, molecular function: DNA-binding transcription repressor activity, RNA polymerase II-specific; zinc ion binding; RNA polymerase II cis-regulatory region sequence-specific DNA binding. The coding region runs from base 161 to 1225 and encodes 354 amino acids. Gene Ontology annotation, cellular component: nucleoplasm; nucleus.